UUUUAAAUGUUGACAAGAAGACACACUGAUAUUAGAUCUAGUCUCAGACUCUCAGUCGACUCAGUCUCAGUGAUACUGAUAAUAAUACUAGAUCUAAAUCUAAUAGUAAUACUAGAUUUAGAUCUAGAUCUAUGAGUAUGGCUGUCACUAUGACAUAGAAAAUAGAUCUAUGCGACUGAAGGCUGAAGGCGAAGACCGAAUCUAGAUUUAUCAAUCUAUCUUUCUCUAUACUGACUAUACUCUAUAACUCUAUACUAGAUUUGCAGACAAGAUAAAAAGAGUUCAAAGUGACAAUGAAUACAAUCUCUGAUAUUCUGAUAUUUUUUGUCAAUGGUGUAAAGACAGAGCUGAAGAAUCCAGAUCCUGAGCUGACUCUUCUUGAAUUUCUUAGAAAACACAAACGUUUGACUGGAAGUAAACAUGGAUGUGGUCAAGGAGGCUGUGGCGCUUGCACUGUGAUGAUUUCAAAAUAUAAUACUGUCACUGAAACUAUUGAACACUGGCCAGCUAAUGCCUGUAUAACAACUGUCUGUAGUCUGCAUGGACGUGCAGUGACCACAGUAGAAGGUGUUGGUGAUAUUAAAAGGAAAGUCCACCCAGUGCAAAAACAGUUGGUGGAAAAUCAUGGGACCCAGUGUGGCUUCUGUACUCCUGGUUUUGUUAUGGCAAUGUAUACAUUACUUAGAAACAAUCCAAAGCCUACACAACGAGACAUUCAGGAAAAUUUUGAUGGAAACUUGUGCAGAUGUACUGGAUAUCGUCCCAUUUUGCAAGCAUUUAGUGAAUUUUCACAGGAAAGAGCUCAAAACAAUUGCAUUAUGGGUAAAAACUGUUGCAAAAAUGGAAAGCAAAAUGAUAAUUCAGUCUGCAAUGGCAGUAAUGAGAUGAAAUUUGAGAUUUAUGACCCAACACAAGAGCCAAUAUUUCCUCCUGAACUUAAGAUAAACUCUACAAAGUUAGACCAAGAAGUUUUAAAGUAUGUGUCAGAAGAAGUCACCUGGAUGUCUCCAACAUGCUUAACCCAACUGUAUGAGAUACAGAAGACUCACCCAACUUGUAUUCUCAUUAGUGGAAAUACAAAACUUAUCAUGGACACAAAGUUUGGUAAUGUUAAGUAUCCUGUGCGUGUCUCCACUUCACGUAUCCCAGAACUUAAUCAGAUUAACGAGACAGAGCAUGGAAUACAAAUUGGGGCAUCAGUGAGUUUAAGAAGAGUUUGUUCCUAUUUAAAGACAACUAUAUCCAAGCUGCCAGACUUCAAGACUAGAGUGUUCACUGCCUUUGUUGAGAUGUUGAAAAGAUUUGGCAGUCAUCAAAUAAGAUCUGUUGCUAGUUUGGCUGGUAAUAUAAUGUCAGCAAGUUCAAUAUCUGAUCUAUCUCCUUUGUUGUUGGCUAGUAGAGCUGUUGUGACUGUUCAUGACAUAGAUGGAACCAAUAGAAAUAUAGACAUGGAUGAGAAUUUUUUCACAGGCUACAGAAAAACUUGUUUAAAAAACACAGAUGUUAUUAUUUAUAUUACUCUACCUUUUACUAAACAGACUGAGUAUAUUGUUGGCUAUAAACAAGCUUAUCGUAAAGAAGAGGACUCGUCCAUUGUGAAUGCUGGUAUGUGGGUACAGCUGACAGAAGAAACUCAAGUUGCUGAUAUAAGACUUGUGUUUGGAGGAAUGGCGGACAAACUUGUGUUGGCAAAGAAAACUAUGGCAGCAUUGAUAGGGAGAAAAUGGGAUAAGUCACUUCUAGAACUGGCAUGUUCUCAAGAUCUGCUUCCUGCUGACUUGCCAUUAGCUCCUGGCUCAGUUGGAGGUUUAAUUGCCUACAGAAGGACUUUGACUCUCAGCUUCUUCUUCAAGUUUUUCACUACAGUUAGAGACAAGCUCAAACAGAAUGUUGUGCCAGAAAAUGAAAUUGUUUACCAGGCAAGUCAGAUCUAUGACAUUACUAGUCCAGGACAAAGUGAGAAUGGUGCAGUUGGCCAGCCAAUAGUUCACAUGUCUGCUUUCAAACAGGCAACUGGCGAAGCUGUAUAUGUUGAUGAUGUACCUAAAAUGGAAGGUGAACUUUUCUGUGGAGUUGUUAAAAGCUCCAAGGCUCAUGCAAAAAUAACCAGAAUAGACCCAUCUAAAGCCCUGGACUUACCAGGUGUAGUGGACUUUGUAACCUACAAAGAUGUUCCCAAUGAUAACACAUGGGAUUCACCAAAAGACUUUGUUUUUGCAGAACAAAUGGUUGAACAUGAAGGACAAAUAAUUGGUCUUAUAUUGGCUGACAGUCUCACACUGGCUCAGAAGGCAGCCAAACUAGUGGAAGUAGUUUAUGAGGAACUCCCAGCAGUUGUUACUAUACAGGAUGCCAUUAAAAGCAAUUCAUUCUUUGAUAAAAGACUUGUAAUUGAACAAGGAGAAGUGGAAAAAAUUCUGUCCUCAGCAGAAACUUCAGUGAAAGGAGAGUUCCACAUGGAAUCCCAGCAACAUUUUUACCUUGAACCUCAAGGUUGCAUCGUCUACCCGCGUGACCAUGAUGAGUUUGAAAUUGUCUGUAUGGGACAAAAUAUUGAUCUGAUUCAGGUGGCAGCUUCAAGAGUACUUGGUCUUCCAGAGAAUCAAAUUACAGUCAGGGUGAAAAGAAUAGGUGGUGGAUUUGGUGGCAAAGUAGCUCGCCAUGCUUGUGUUGUUCUACCUACAGCAGUUGCUGCUCACAAAACUGGUCGUCCUGUUCGUUUAGUUCUUGAGAGAGAUCAUGACAUGAAACUAAUUGGAACAAGACGGGCCAUCUGGGCUCAGUAUGAGGUUGGUUUCACCAAAGAAAGUAAAGUGACAGCCUUGAAGUUGACAAUUUAUUUCAACUGUGGUGCUACUCUUGGAACCUCCUUAGCCUGUGCAGAGCGUAGCCUGCUGUCUCUUGGAAGUAGCUGUAAAAUCCCUAACAUCCAAGUGACAGCCAUUUUGUGUAGGACUAAUAUUGCGCCAACUUCACCACUCAGAGGAUUUGGGAAUCCACAGGCUGUGGCUGUUAUGGAGACAAUCCUGGAUCAUGUGGCUAUGAUCUCUGGUCUGGAUCCUGAAACAGUACAUGCACAGAAUUUCUUUUGCCAAGGAGACACAACUGCAUUUGGUCAAGUAAUAGAACAGAGUUCUCUACAAGAUUGUUGGACUGAAUGUCAAAAACUGAGUCAGUACAAUACCAGGAAACAAGAAGUGGAAGAGUUCAACAAGUGCAACAGAUGGAAGAAACGAGGUUUAGCAAUGGCACCACUCACAUAUGGGAUUGGUUACCCAUUUCAAGCUUACAACAAGGGUAGUGCCUUAGUGAAUAUUUUCAAGGAUGGAUCUGUUGUGUUAAUCAUUGGAGGAGUGGAAAUGGGUCAAGGACUCUUCACUAAAAUGAUCCAGGUGGCCAGCCAAGUUUUAGAUGUCCCUGUAGAUUAUAUUAGAAUAGCUGAGACCAGAACUGAUGUUGUACCAAAUGUGGCACCUACUGCAGCCAGUAUGACAUCUGACUUGAUAGGAAUGGCAGUUGUUGAUGCCUGUGAGCAGCUCUGUGUGAAACUGAAGAACUACAGAACUUCAAACAAACCAUGGAAAUCUGUGAUAACUGAAGCCAUUGGAAAAAGAGAAUGUUUGUCAGCAUUUGGUUACUACAAACCUGACAUUUUAGGGAUGGACUGGACCAGGAAAAUCAACUGUCCCUUUUUCUACUUUACUUUUGGUGCUGCCUGCUCUGUUGUGGAGAUUGACUGUUUGACUGGUGACCAUAUGGUUCUCUCUACAGACAUAGUCAUGGAUGUAGGUCACAGUUUAAACCCUGCUAUUGAUGUUGGUCAGAUUGAAGGCGCUUUUAUUCAGGGCUAUGGACUGUGGUGUCUGGAACAAGUGAAGAUGACGAGCCAAGGAAAGCUACUCUCAAAUGGACCAGGAAACUACAAAGUUCCUUCCCUCUCUACAAUUCCUCGUAGUUUCAAUGUCUCCCUGUUAAAAACUGCGGGCAAUCCAAAAGCUGUUUAUUCUUCUAAGGCCAUUGGAGAGCCACCUCUUUGCCUGGCCAUCUCCGUCUUCAUGGCCAUCAAGUCAGCUAUCAAAGCCGCCCGCUUUGAGUCUGGUCAUACUGGCUACUUCACAUUGGAUUCACCUGCUACACCUGACAGAGUUCGCAUGGCCUGUUUGGACAGAUUUACUGAACAGUUUGUAUGGGAUGAACAACAAGACAAAGCUAAUCCUUAUUUUGUACAACUCUGAGACUUCAGCAGCUUCCUUUUCAGACUCAGUGGCUUGAACACCGUUACACCUUGAUUUUACAUCAUUAUUGUUUUUUUUUGUCUAACUGAAACUAGCUGAUUGUAUUAUUAUUUUUUCUCUUAAGUUUGUGUUUUUGUAACCAGUUUUACAGAUUUGGGUACAAACUCAUAGUGAACUAUCACUACCAUUUUAAAAUAGUGCCUCCUUAGCAUCCAAUAUAUAAAUGUCAGUCCUAAAUAACGUGUUUUAUUGCUAAAUGUCAGUUACUAUUAAUGUUUAUGUUUAAAUUGCAUUGUACCAGGUCUAUUCAUACAUAAUAUACACAUUUAUAUUAGAAUGGUACACAUAAUGUACCAAAACCUAAAAUAGUUUGGGCAAGCUGUAUUUGAUCCAGAAUUGGAAUUUCCUUUACUUUAAAUUACCUUUAAGUAUGCAGAAAAUUAGAUGUGAAGCUGCAGAUUCAUUGACAGAAUAUAUUUGCAAAAUUAUCUGGCUAUAAGCAAAACGAUAUACCAUGUAUGGUAUGUAUCAGAUAAUGCUCUGUUAUAGCAGAUUACAUUAAUUCCUUUCACAAAUUGUUUCUGGUUUUCUAAAGGCGUCUAAAAAUACAGUUAUUCAUGCAAGUUGUAUUUUCUGUAACAUUAUAUAUAGGGGGAGGGCAAGGUGACUGAGUGGUAAAGCGCUUGGCUUCUGAACCAAGGGGUCCUGGAUUUAAAUCUCGGUGAAGACUGUGAUUUUUAUUUCAGUAUGUUAAGGGUGCUCCUGAGUCAUCCAAUUCAAAUGGUACCUGACACUAUUUGGGGAAAGUAAAGCAGUUGGCCAUUGUACUGGCCACAUGCCACCAUCGUUAGCCGUGGGCCAGAGAAACAGAUUACCUUUACAUAAGCUUCCCUAUAGAUUGCAAGGUCUGAAAGGGGAUUUUUACUUAUUUUACUUUACAUUAUAUAGAGCUGUUAUUGACUUGAGUGAUCAGUGAUCCUUCUAUUGAAUAAAGAUGGUAAAAAUAAAUAAAACCAUUAGCUUCUUUCAUAUAUCUGUGAUGAUAAAACAGGGAAAGUUACCAUUUUUACUAUUUUAAUAGAAUCAUCAUCAUUUUUCCUUCGCGUUCCUCAUGGAACAUAGGGCCUAAGUAAAAACUUUUCAAUAUCCCUGGUCUCUUGCUAGUAUAGUUUGUAGUGUAUCAGGAAUUAAUCUUCCUUAAAAUGGCAGAUGAAAUUUAGAAUAUAUAUAUAUAUAUAUAUAUAUAAGCUUAUAUGAAUAUGGGGCAAAUGACUACUAUAUAAAUAGGUAUAAAAAAUUUUCUAAAAAUUUAUUUUUUUUGUUGUUGCAUAAAGCCCGGUGAAUAAUGUUGAUUACUAUAAACAACUUAACACGUGCCAACAUAUUGUAUGUUCAUAUUUUAAAACACUGCUGAAAUGUUAUUGUUAUAAAUAAAAUUAUCUCAAAUAACUUUAUUUAUAUUGUAACCUAUCUGGUAGCUUUUUCUAAAACAUUGUUUACCCUUUUCUGUGUUUCUUUACAAAUUUAAAUACUAGAUUUAUUAACCAGAUAAAAUAUAUAUAUUAAA
Molecule: messenger RNA, 5802 nt
Organism: Biomphalaria glabrata
Lineage: Eukaryota; Metazoa; Mollusca; Gastropoda; Planorbidae
Product: xanthine dehydrogenase/oxidase-like
Exons: 37
Coding region: 294-4235 (1313 amino acids)
Molecular function (GO): xanthine dehydrogenase activity; iron ion binding; 2 iron, 2 sulfur cluster binding
Source: RefSeq, a predicted model, not a curated record